Uranotaenia lowii is the source of this 1441-nucleotide messenger RNA. It is a transcript of the gene mora, whose product is annotated as cysteine and histidine-rich domain-containing protein morgana. Bases 235 to 1344 code for a protein of 369 amino acids. NCBI's taxonomy places the organism in Eukaryota, Metazoa, Arthropoda, Insecta, Diptera, Culicidae. The transcript is spliced from 2 exons. The record is from RefSeq and is a predicted model, not a curated record.
CAUGAAUUCCACCAGAAAGUAAACUACCGGUGAGGUAUCCAAUAAGAAGUUUCUUGCCGAAAUUCAGAAGGUUGGUAUUUUUUCUAGAAACCUCCAGAACCAUUCCUUCUGUGAAAAUAAGCAUUUCUUAUUUAGAAAGUUUUUAAGUUUUGGCUCUCAUCUUGUCAAUUGAUCGAAAAAUUUGCAUAACAAUCAAUAAUACCAAAAAAGGAAUUGAUCGAGUUCGAUAAAAUCAUGGUGAAGUUAGUGACCUGCUACAAUCGAGGUUGCGGCCAGAAGUUUGAUCCCGACGCAAAUUGUGAAGAUUCCUGCAUCCAUCAUCCGGGUGUUCCAUUUUUCCACGAUGCUUAUAAAGGUUGGACCUGUUGCAACAAAAAAAGUGUGGACUUCACUGAAUUUCUCAACAUCAAAGGUUGCACCAGUGGUAAACAUUCAGAUGAAAAACCGCCGGAACCGGAAAAGCCGGACAAAAAGGACAACCACGUCGAAGAGCCGGUGCCAGAAAAGAUUCCGGAACCAAUCAGAAAGUCUACUUUGGUUCGACCAGAAUUCGACAGUCCCCUUACCGAGUUGCAACCGACAGUGGCUCCAGCAUUCAAAAAACAGAUGGACGAACUGCCCCGAAAUGUUGAUAAUGCUAAGAAAGUGACCAGCAGUGACCUUUCGGAAAUUCAAGUCGGUACAACGUGCAAACAUGGCGGAUGUCAGUACUCUUACGAGGGCACAUAUAAUGAUGACAAAGCGUGCGUGUAUCAUCCGGGGGUUCCGAUUUUCCACGAGGGAAUGAAAUUUUGGUCUUGCUGCCAGCGGAAAACUUCAGAUUUCACUGCCUUCAUGAAUCAGCCUGGGUGUGAAACCGGACAUCAUAAAUGGUUCGGGGACGAAGAUGAAUCAACCAAAGUUAAAUGCCGACUAGAUUGGCAUCAAACGGCAACCCAAGUGGUGGUGACUGUUUACGCUAAGAUGUACGAUUACCAGCAGAGUACGAUCCAGCUCAAUCCUAUCCGGUGCGCCAUCCGAUUAGUUUUUCCACAGCAAAACAACGCCGAGUACAAUUUGGACAUGGAGCUGAGGGGCGUAGUCGAUGUGGACAAAUCCCGUGCCCAGAUGUUCGGCACCAAAGUAGAGAUCACGUUGAUCAAGGCUGAACCGGGCACCUGGACCAAGUUAGAUUUCCCCCGAGAGAAGAACCAAAACGCCGAACAGAUUCAGAAGCAACAAGAGGAAGAGCAAAAAAGGGCAAAUCAAGCGGAAGACGACGAUUCGGAUGUCGAUUUGGACGAUAUUGAGCCCACGUUUAAGAGUGCCACAUUGACGGAAAUUGCACGGAAAGAAUUCAAGUGAGACUAAAGCCACUGCUGUUGUUUACUCCAAUAUUGUCGGAAUUUUCGAGAGUACCUACUAUAUGUAAUAAAACAAAAUAAACAUUUUUUAAGCUGUA